UCGGCGGCGAGUGCGGCUCGGCGGCCAGUUCCGCCGCCAUGCCCGUAGCGCUGUGACGCCACUGUUUGUUUAGACAUUGCCUUCUUCGAUAACCUAGGACAGAAGCCAGUUCGAUAGCAGGACUACAAGACCGGAGAGAACGAUACGGCAGUCAUAGAGGAUGGCUUCAAUCACACAGGCACAAAAGCAAGCUCUACUUGACAAUUUGCAGCUCGAGAGUAAGCCUCUACCACCACAAUGCAGACGCGCUAUCUGACGCGUCGCAGUAACCGAGCGAGCACGAAAGUUGCGAGCACAGUAUGCGUUGCAGGCGCAAGGCUUGAGGGCACGGUUGGAGAUGCGCAUCAAUCGCAUACCGCAUGCGCUGCGGAAGCGGAAUAUGCAAGAGCUGUUGGACGAGCAUGCGGAGAAGGCUAAGCCGGCAUCUCCUCCACCGAUGCUCAUCGAGGACGAUUCGCAGCGAGCAGGUGUAGCGUCCAACGGGACAGCAGUCGAGCCGAAUCGCCUCAAGCGUCAAAGUCAUUUCGUAGCCGAGGACGAAGACAAGGAGAAUGCGCCAGCGAACGCAUCACAUGACCUGGCGAACCCGAAGAAGCGCGCAAAGACGGCGACGGCCAACACAAAGGCAACGCGGACGGCAUCGCGUAAAGGUGCUCCAUCAACCGUGCUGUCUCCCAAAUCCCACAACUCGCGGACAUUGGCGCAGUCACCCGCACGAAAUAUGCCGUCACCUGUACGAACCACAAUGGUGCGACCAUUGAGUCCAGUCAAGCCAUCCAUGCAGCAUCUUGCGCCGCCGAAGCCAUCAUCUCGUACGUUGAGUCGUCAAGCUUUACGACCCCUCACUGCUAUGGAGUCGGAAGGCAGAAGUAGCGAAGUCAGCACGGCCAGCGCUGGUACCACCAUUGUCACGAAACCUGCUGCAAAGAAAGCUGCCGCCACUCGCAAGCCUGCUGUAGGCAAGACGGCCACUACUGCGAAAAAGCCUGCGGUAGCGAAGAAGGAGGCUGCCGCGCCUGCUGCGACGGGCGGAGGGAGAACGCUGCGCAAACGAGGCUGAAUAUAGAGUAUCGCAAUCGCCCAGUACCUGGAGUGCAUGUCAAAGCGAUAGAAGGGUCUCUUGUGUGUCUCGUUCUGUUUCGACAUGCGAAGUGGCAAGCUUUGGCUAAACAGCUCGUAAGCUUUUGGCUUACCAUUCGCUUCAUGUCUGUCUCAAGAGCCAUCCUCAGCCAGCACCCCGCCCCUACAACCACCCAGUAACGCAUUGAGCAUUAUGCGUGUAAGAUAAUGUUGAGAAAGCUUGGCCCGCACCACUGCGAAUUGCUGCUUAGGUGGUGUCUCCGUCGUCGUACGAUGGCUCGUGUAGACUUCUUGCUUGCACGUAGAGCCAGCCUACUCGUCUUUGCAAAGCAUUGCUCACAAAAGUUCGAGCUUCGAAGACACGGUGUUGACACUUGCUACGCCGCGAACAAGACGCGUU
This is a messenger RNA of Baudoinia panamericana UAMH 10762, 1480 nucleotides long. RefSeq lists its product as uncharacterized. NCBI's taxonomy places the organism in Eukaryota, Fungi, Ascomycota, Dothideomycetes, Mycosphaerellales, Teratosphaeriaceae. The record is from RefSeq and is a predicted model, not a curated record. The coding region runs from base 338 to 1060 and encodes 240 amino acids. The transcript is spliced from 2 exons.